AUGGUUGAAGUGGAAGCCGUCGGGCAAGAGGGAGGCAGAAUGGAGGUGGAGGGGAGCGAAGAGAAAGAGCCGAUCAGCACAGGGAGCUAUGCAAGACUUGAUGAAUAUGGUGGAACUCAGGCAGAGAAGGACCAGGCGGAAGAAGUUGACGCCGAAGCUGAUAAGGAUGAAGGCGAACGGGGCGGCGACGGGGAAAAUCAGGGGACCGAAGAGCAAGAGGUCAAUUUCCCCUACGCGAGAAUCAAAAGAAUCAUGAGGAAAAAUCCUGACAAGAAGAAGAAUUACAGCAGAGAAACCAUCCAUGCGAUGACUGUUUGCACAGAAUUGUUCCUGGUCGAAAUUUCCAAGCAAGCGCACAGCUUGACUAUGGAUAGGAAGCGUAAGACAAUGCAGUUGCAGGACAUUGGUGACUGCAUCAAGUCAAUCCCUCGUUUCGAGUUUCUGGACGGGCCUGGCAUCCUACCUGAGAUGUCUCAGAAGAAGAUGAAGACCGACAAGGCUCAACAGGCAGCGAAUCAGGGAGGCAACCAGGAAGCCAACCAGGGAACAGCUCAGGAGGGAGCGAGCCAGGAGGGCAAGCAAGCAGCAACCCAAGAGGCGAGUGCCGUGAGUGAAUCAGCAACGGGCGGCGAGGGAGCAGGGAAUGCUAUUCAGUCCAAUCAGAUGCAGGCAGCGAGUGAUGCCAACCCAAGUGCUUCGGAGACAGGCAAGGAGCAACCGCAACCUGCUGUCCAGAAGGAGCCUGAGAGCUCCAACGCUGCUGAUACUGAGAGUGGCGACAAGAAAGCAGCUGCCGAUCAGCCUCGCUCGAAUGAUGCUCAGAUGGAUGCAAGCAGAUCAGAACCAGAGGCCCUUCAAGAGAAAACAGCAGAGAUAGAGAGCCAAAACAGCGGAACCCAACAAGAGAAGGCAGUUGAGGAAUCGAAUCAAUGA
This is a messenger RNA of Guillardia theta CCMP2712, 933 nucleotides long. RefSeq lists its product as hypothetical. The transcript has 3 exons. The record is from RefSeq and is a predicted model, not a curated record. Gene Ontology annotation, cellular component: nucleus. Gene Ontology annotation, biological process: regulation of DNA-templated transcription. Bases 1 to 933 code for a protein of 310 amino acids. Lineage: Eukaryota; Cryptophyceae; Pyrenomonadales; Geminigeraceae. Gene Ontology annotation, molecular function: protein heterodimerization activity.